Molecule: messenger RNA, 1107 nt
Organism: Glarea lozoyensis ATCC 20868
Lineage: Eukaryota; Fungi; Ascomycota; Leotiomycetes; Helotiales; Helotiaceae
Exons: 4
Coding region: 1-1107 (368 amino acids)
Source: RefSeq, a predicted model, not a curated record
AUGUAUCUACAAGCUGCUCACUCUGCUAUACACUGGCGUUACGAUCAUAUAAGCAAAGCUGCGAGAUGCGUAGUUGUGGAAUUCGCCAUUGACACGUUUGUAGGCAGGGAUGAGACUAAUAGUUCCCGGCAGACCACAAGGUUCAAGGAUUCCUUCUGGCACGCCAGAAAUCAAGAGCAAACAUACCAUCAAAGUCCAUUUCUUGUGCACGUUAUCUGUCUUAACCAAGCAGCAGAUACGUGGCGAGAGAAUCUCCACCUGGUAAAUGUUGAGCUGGACGAUUGGGAGUUCGAGCUACAAGCCAAUACUUCCAGGACGCCAGCUGAGACUUCCCACAGCGAACUCAGCGAAUACCUUCAUUCCCUGGCUGGUCAUUUAUACAGAUACGCAUCAGAAUUGAAGGCUAUAGAAGACAUUGCGGACGGUAUCUCUAAGAAACAUGUUUUAGUCAUGACAUCUAGUAACAACAGCGACGAGGAAAAAGCUUGCUUUCAGCGUGUACAGAAUGAUUUCUGCCAAAUCCUUUCCCUGAUCAGGGCACUGCGAGAUCACGAAGUUGAGCUAGAGAGAAAAGUGGCAAAUGCGCUCGCCUUGUUGUUCAACCGAAUAAAUCUCGAAAACGAUAAGAUAAUGCUAAAAAGUAGUAGAGCUAUGCAGGAUAUUCUGAAAGCAACCCAAGCAGAGACGAAAGCUUCAUACGCUAUCGCAGUCCAAGCUCAAAACCUCACACAGGAGAUGAGAAAAGAUAGUCUAUCCAUGAAGACGAUUGCCGUACCUGGAAUGCUGUUUCUCCCUGGAACUUCUUUUGCGGCAAUUCUGGCAAUGCCAUUUUUCGAUACCAACCCAUGGUUCAAUUCCGUUGCUCGGAUUUGGGUUUGGUUCGCUCUGACAGUGCCAUCCACUGGGUUUGCGUUUGUGUUUUAUUGGUACUUUCAUAAAGUCCACAACACCAGGCAGGUUGAUGCAGAAGAAGGGUAUGCGACCAGUGAGAGUGAGUGGGGGUCAGACUCAGAUGCGGUGUCUAUGGUAUCAUUGAGAAAUCCAAUACCUCCACCGCCUCCGGACCCUCCACAUGCUUCCACAAGUGAUGGUGGGAUACACAGCUGA